AUGUCUACAGACGAUAAGCCCAAGCACAUUUCCCGGCGUCGAAAAUUCCCUACGUUCAACCGAUCGACUACCUCGUCUCCGCUGCAGCAGGUAGAGGUCGACUUUUUCCAGGCCGUCACGGGCAACGAUAAUGAUGUCCACGCUUCUCCCGAGAAUGUUCAAGCCGCCCUCUGCUUGCUCAAACGAUGCGUCCGUGGCAAUUGGCCGGCUGAGUUUGAUGACGUGGUCACCGAUGAUGUCUCUGUGCAAACCGAAUCCUAUCUGAAGGCUAUCGUAACCGGCCAGAAAGUCGCCGAUACCUUUCGCAUGCAUGGCGGUCUCUCUAUCGUCCGCUUAAUCAAGCAACUACAGGCCGAUCGGGUCUUCAAAGACGACGAGGAUCUUCCUUCGAAUCUUAGUGCCCGGAGGCUAGUUUUCAACACUAUAGGCUGGAUAUCGAUGCUAUACCAACCCUCCCACGGCCUUACGCGCACCCCAGGCUCAAACAACUUCAAGAUCGCUGUCCAAAGUCGCCAGUCGUCUCUAAAAUCAAGCGUGCCGGCAGAGAAGGCCGAGCGACCAUUGGACGAACUUCUCCGAGCAUGCGCUGGCAUGUUCGCGAUUAGGUCACAGAUACAGAAGGUGGACGAGCGGAACGGAUCCCAAGACCACUUGGAGCGCAAGAUCCAGGUAUCCUAUCUCAACGCACACGUGAUGAAGACACUCGCAAACAUGGAAUUUAUCUGGGUCGACUCGAUCAGUGCACAUCUAGAUUUCGAUCCGACCACACCAUCCGUCAGUAUAUUCAGGUGUCCAUCCUUCUGUAAACUGCACCAAUCAGAGGAAUCUAUACUAGCCAAGAUGUUUGUAAAUAUGGACGAGGAGACCGAACAGCCUUCAAAUAAAUUCAGUGCUCAAAACUUUGUAGGCGAAAUGCAAGUGACAUAUCGAUUACUCUUUCGGGAUGACUCGAGGGCUCGGAAACUGUAUAUACAGCAGGAGCGGAGUCGAGCCGCCCUGGCAGUGGACGACUACGAGGCUACUGUGGACCCAUAUUUGGACGAGCUCUGUGGAAAGAAUUUACCAAACUCUUGGUGGUUCUCCCUCGGAGCUUCUGUCAGAGACUCUUACGAUGCGGAGGCCGAUUUCCCCAUAUUCAAGGACCGCCUGAAGCGCAUCCAGGACUACAUGCAUGGGAUACAACCUAAUCGCUUUACGUCAUUAUGGCGAGACCGUCGCGAUCUAAGGCUUUGGUAUACGAUAUGGACCGUCAUUAUCCUCGGCAUCAUCGGUCUGAUUGCUCAAUUUAUUGGUCUUGCACUAUCAGCUGCUCAAGUCAGCAUUGCGCAGAAGGCGUAUGCUGCUCAGCUAAAACAAAACCAGUAUACCUAA
Molecule: messenger RNA, 1371 nt
Organism: Penicillium canescens
Lineage: Eukaryota; Fungi; Ascomycota; Eurotiomycetes; Eurotiales; Aspergillaceae
Exons: 3
Coding region: 1-1371 (456 amino acids)
Source: RefSeq, a predicted model, not a curated record